Molecule: messenger RNA, 1356 nt
Organism: Colossoma macropomum (tambaqui)
Lineage: Eukaryota; Metazoa; Chordata; Actinopteri; Characiformes; Serrasalmidae
Product: B-cell receptor CD22-like
Exons: 6
Coding region: 96-716 (206 amino acids)
Source: RefSeq, a predicted model, not a curated record
UGCAGGCAGUUAUAGCUGUGCUGUAAGAGGAUAUCAGCAUCUCCACUCUACUGCUCACAGACCUCAGAGUCAGAUAUCCUCCGAAGAAUGUUUCAAUGUCCAUCAGUCCCUCUGGUGAAAUAGUGGAGGGCAGUUCAGUAACUCUGACCUGCAGCAGUGAUGCAAACCCACCUGUGAAGAACUACACCUGGUUUAAAGAAGGUGGAACCUCACCUGUAGGAUCUGGACACAGUUACAGCAUCAUCAGCAUCACUGCUGACCACACUGGACUGUACUACUGUAAAGCUCAGAAUGAUCAUGGAGCUCUGAAUGGAACUGUAAUGGUCACUGUUAAGAGGCAGAGUUUGUUUGCAGUUUGGAUUGCAGUUGGAGUAGGAAGCUUUCUCCUUUUGCUAAUUACUGUCUUAAUCUGCAUCUACAGAAUGAAGAAAAAAGCUGAACCUAACACUGAGUCAAAACAGGAAGAAGAGAUCUACACCACCGUUACAGACAGCAGAUCCAGACCUGUACAGGCUGCUGACUCUGGAGCUGAUGAUGUUCAGUAUGCAACAAUCAGAAAUCGGAAUGAUGAAGUGACCAGCACUGACCAGCAGGGGGAGCCCCAAUAUGCCAGUGUUACAUUCCACCACCGCACUGCUGCCACUGGGUCACCAACUCAGAAUGUGGAAGAUCCCUCAGUGAUUUACAGCACAGUAAGAAAAGAUAAGAUCCACUGAGAACUGCUAUACAGAGAGAGAGAGAGAGAGAGAGAGAGAGAGAGAGAGAGAGAGAGAGAGAGAGAAUUGGUAUGAAUGGAGUUUUGAAGCGUUGAGCUGGUCGUUGUUAGUGUCUCACCCUGAACUGUUAGUAGUAAAGAGCAAUAUUACUGUUAUAUGUACUGUUCAAGCUUUAAAAUUCUUUUAAUUUAAUUUAAUUAAAUUUAAUUUUUCAUUUAAAAUCACUUGAAUUAGCUAUAUUUCAAAACCCGUUUCAAAAUGUACUUAGUCAUUUGCCUCUUCAUGUUAUAUUACUUUUUUUUUAUCUUCAUCUGUAUGUCAUAACUUAUAAGGUACGCAGUGUUUUAUUUAGACUUUUCCUUGUGUUUAUUGUUAUUUCUUUUUACAGAUAUAUAUUUCUCUAAAAAAUUUUGACUUCUUUUUUUUUACAGCUUUGAGAUAAAUUGAAGGUUUCUUUGAUUUCUAUAGAUAAAGACUUCAUUGUUAAUAAAAAUCUGAGGCAGUUAAUUGUUUUCUUAGUUUACUCAACAUUAUGUAAAACUUAUCAGAUGAACUGCACCAAUUUACAGUGUCUAAAUUGAUUAGUAACUAUUGACAGCAGUUUAUAGUGUUACAUUGAGACUAAAUGGAAUACCAAGUG